Messenger RNA from Dromaius novaehollandiae (emu), 2402 nucleotides. Its product is annotated as cytochrome P450 2W1-like. Gene Ontology annotation, cellular component: intracellular membrane-bounded organelle; cytoplasm. Gene Ontology annotation, molecular function: iron ion binding; heme binding; oxidoreductase activity, acting on paired donors, with incorporation or reduction of molecular oxygen, reduced flavin or flavoprotein as one donor, and incorporation of one atom of oxygen. Bases 1 to 1503 code for a protein of 500 amino acids. The record is from RefSeq and is a predicted model, not a curated record. Gene Ontology annotation, biological process: xenobiotic metabolic process. NCBI's taxonomy places the organism in Eukaryota, Metazoa, Chordata, Aves, Casuariiformes, Dromaiidae. The transcript is spliced from 9 exons.
AUGGCUUUUUUAAUUUCAUUUAUCUCUGAUCCUGCAUUAAUGUGUCUGCUGUGUGCAGCAGUAUUAUUAGCUGUACUCUAUUUUUCAGCUGGCUCUAAAAAAUCAGCUUUUAAAUUGCCUCCUGGUCCAACUCCUCUUCCGAUCAUUGGUAACCUGCAUUUGGUGGAUAUUAGAAGGCAAGAUAAAUCACUAAUGAAGCUCGCGGAGGAAUACGGCCCAGUCUUCACCCUCCAUUUUGGGUUCCAGAAGGUUGUGGUCCUGACUGGGUACGAAGUUGUGCGGGAGGCGCUUGUGAACUACACAGAGGAGUUUGUAGACAGACCAUCCAUCCCAAUAUUUGACCAAAUUCAGAACGGAAACGGUGUCUUCUUCUCUAUUGGGGAGCUCUGGAGAACAACUCGGAGAUUCACUGUAUCCAGCAUGCGCAACCUUGGCAUGGGAAAAAAAACUAUGGAAGUGAAAAUUUUCGAGGAGCUUCACUUCCUUAUAGAGAUGAUCAAAUCCUUCAAAGGGGAACCUUUUAGCCUGAGGUCCUUCAACACGGCUCCAACCAACAUCACCUUCCUCAUGCUGUUUGGAGACAGGUUUGACUAUAAGGACCCAACCUUUCUCACUCUCUUAAGACUCAUAGAUGAAGUUAUGAACCUUCUGGGAUCUCCGUAUUUGAACUAUUUCAAUUUCUACCCAUUCCUUGGAUUUCUUUUCAAAACCCACAAGAUUUUGCUUGAGAAAAUAGAAGAUGUGCGAGUCAUUUUAAGGCAAUAUAUGAAGGCAAGCAGGGAAGACAUCAAUGAGAACAGUGUGAGGAGCUACAUUGAUGCACUGAUAUUCAAGCAACAAGAGGAGAAAAACAAGAAAGACAGCCUCUUCCACGAUGACAACUUAAUGGCAUCCAUCCUUGACCUGGUGAUGGCAGGAACAGAGACCACAGCCACAACCCUACAGUGGGCCAUUCUGCUGAUGAUGAGAUUCCCAGAGAUUCAAAAAAAGGUGCAAGAGGAGAUUGGAAGAACUGUCAAAGGUGGAACCUGGGCCACAUAUGAGGACCGAAAGAACAUGCCGUUUACAAAUGCAGUGAUACAUGAGGUGCAGAGGUUUAUCACUCUCCUGCCCCACGUUCCCCGCUGCACUGCUGUUGACACCCACUUCAGGGGCUACUUCAUUCCCAAGGGUAUAAUCGUAAUCCCAUCGCUCACCUCAGUGCUGCUGGACAAGACACAAUGGGAGACACCAUAUCAGUUCAACCCCAACCACUUCCUUGACGCUGAAGGGAACUUUGUAAAGAGAGAGGCUUUCCUGCCCUUCUCCACAGGGCGAAGGAACUGCAUCGGAGAGAGCCUCGCCAAGAUGGAGCUGUUUGUCUUCUUCGUAGGGUUGCUGCAGACAUUUACUUUUCAACCCCAGCCAGGAGUUUCAGAGUCCGACUUGGACCUUACUGUCCCCCAAACGACCUUCACAUUAAGGCCUCAGCCUCAGGCAACCUGUGCUGUCCUGCGUGAAUAACCACAACCUUGUUAAAGAGCAACUCAGGUGAGCGGGGAAGCCACUUAGACCCAACACAGCUAAGCUAGGACUCACCACUCCCCAUCCUGCUGUGUCAUCCCCUUUCAUAUUCCCUUCCCACUGUCUCCAUCCACUCCCACUCCACUGCUCUCCACCUCCACAUCUGCCUCACAGGUUGCUGACCCCUCUUUGCUCCUGAGCUGUGAGAGGGUGCAUACAAUCAGUUUGAAACCAUGAUCCUUCUGGCUGGUUGAUAAAUAUCCUCUGAAUGGUGGGCUGGCGAGUGGGCCAGGAGGCAGUGACGCACACAAACCUCUUCUCAAGAGAGGGAUGCUGUGCCUGGAGCAACUGGAAGGCCCAAGAAAGUUGUCUGGUGAACGGCAAGCAGCAUAUGAGUCAUAGGUCUGACAUCCAGGCUCCCAUGGCAAAGCAGUGAGGUUCUGAAUGUUGCAGAAAUCUCCCCGAAAACAUUGUGAAGAGAGAUACACUGCCAUUUGCUGGGAGCCACAGAAAGUUGCUCACAGCACUUAAACCAUCUGUAGAUACCUCCUGAACUUCUCCCAGCUCUCUAAUUAUCCAUAGCUUCUAGCAAAAUCCUACCGGGCUAGGCAGCCAAAGUCAAAUGCUUGCAGUGAAAAAACAGACUGAUUCAUGUGAUUGAAGGGUGGAGUUAUUUCUGCCUUGGAACACUGUCCUGAAAGAUGCGGCAAAGUGUGCAAACCCAUUUAGAUAGGCAAGUACUGUUUCCACCAGGUUCAACGCUGCCUCACAGUCUGAAUGAAAGAGAGUCUACAUUUCUAAAUUUGCAGUCUAUAUCAUAAGGCUACAUGAAAAUUGUAUCAGAAACUGAUCAUAAAAUGCUAAUGAUAUGGAAAAUAAAGCAGACCCAUUUUUAUAGA